Cajanus cajan (pigeon pea) is the source of this 1935-nucleotide messenger RNA. Its product is annotated as la-related protein 1C. The record is from RefSeq and is a predicted model, not a curated record. Gene Ontology annotation, molecular function: RNA binding. NCBI's taxonomy places the organism in Eukaryota, Viridiplantae, Streptophyta, Magnoliopsida, Fabales, Fabaceae.
UUUGGUUCUACACGGAUCAAUCUAUUCUCUCUGCAGUUUCUUUUGUUUCACUCUGAUAAAAUAAAAAAACUCCAAAAAUUAGAAACCCUAAUUAUCAAUGGUCACCACUGCUAAAUCUUCAAACCAUCACUCGCGGCCUAGUGCCCCGCCACCGGCGCAGCCUAUAGAUGGCAGCAGCCCGAAGUUCUGGCGAAAAAAUCUUUCCUCGCCUUGGGCUCAGGUGGUUUGCGGCGGCGAGCCAGAAUCAGUAGCUGACAUUAACCAAUCGCCACCUUCGCCAUCAUCGUCGUCGUCUCUGGUGGCUGACCAAUUGCCGUUGUCAGAGUGUUCUCCUAAGGUGCUUUUAUCGUCUUCGCCUGUGCAUAAUUGUAAUACUGUUGGUGCUGCAGAUUGCUCUGAGAGUUGUGAGGGCAAUGUGGAUCGCUUUAAGAAGCCCAUUUGGAAGAAGCCCUCGAACGGAGUUGAGUGUGGACCUGUAAUGGGCGCUGAAUCGUGGCCCGCUUUGUCUGUAUCCACCAAAGGUUCUGCCAAAUUGUCAGCUGAAUCUUCCUCCAAGACGGUCGUUGAUGGAUCACUCUCAACUUCUCAGGGGCCAAUGACUUCACAAUCUUCUUCUCGGAAACAGGUUACUACUGAUGCAAGACAUAACUCUGUAACCAAUUAUAAUGGUCUUAAUAGACCGAGACCGAGACCGAUGAGGCGAGUAAGUGGCAACAGCAGUGGGUCUGUUGGCCCUUCACAGAGCAACUUCUCCAACCCUCCCCUGCCACCACCACCCCCGCCUUUUCCUGUAUACCAGCUCCCACCAGUUAGCUAUGGUAAUAUGGUAUCUGGAACCCGUGAUCCUGUUACAAGAGAUCAAUACUGGGACAAUAACUGGGAUGCAAGACCAAUUGUUGGGGGUUUUAUGCCUAUAAUGAACGAAUAUCAGGGUUCCUCUCGUAGGGGUUACUUUGGGCCGCCUCAUCCACGUGGAGAUGGUUCCUAUCAUAAUAGCAGGCGUGAUGAUCGUGGAAAUUAUGUGAGUACUAGAGAUGCUUUUUUACCUCAAUCAAGGAUGCCUCCAAGAGGAUUACUGAGGCACCCACCACCUAGUACUGCUGCAACUCAGCCCAUUGGAUCAUAUGCUAACCCCAUGGGUUUUUCUGAGUUCUAUUAUUAUCGACCUGUAGCAGUGGAACAGUUUACAGGUGUGCCAUACUUCACUCAUGGCCCCCCUCCUGCAACAUAUUUCUCUGCUGCAGAACCUCUCUCCAAUUUGAUACUCAAGCAGAUUGAAUAUUACUUUUGUGAUGAUAAUUUAGUGAGAGAUGAGUUUUUAAAGUCCAAAAUGGAUGAUCAGGGCUGGGUUCCUGUUACUUUGAUAGCGGACUUCCCUCGAGUUAGAAAUUUGACAAGUAACAUUCAGUUGAUACUGGAUUCUCUGAGAACUUCUUUGGUCGUGGAAGUGCAGGGUGACAAGUUGAGACGAAAAAAUGAGUGGUCGGCAUGGGUGUUAGCUGCUGAUUCUGGUGGUUCAGUAUCUCCUCUUGCAUGGAGACACAGUAAUCUGACAUCUAAUUUUCAAAAUAUCACAUUGGAAGAAACGACUAAAGAUGAAAGUUCAACAGAAUCUAGCACUCAGUCUCAACUCCCAAAUGGUAGUGAUGGUACAGGAAGCCGUUAAAACUGUACUUACAUAAUCUACCCCAACCAGUGGUCUUUGAUUUUAAAAGUUUUUUCUUUUCUUUUUUGUUUUGGAGGUAAUGGUAAUAGAGAUGGAAGUUUAUUCUUCUAGGGUCUCAAUUUUGAUAGUAAUUUUGAGUGAAGUAAUGGAAAUAAAUAAGAAUUAUUCACAAUUAUUAUUGUCUAAAGGAGAAAAAAGAGAAAAAUUAGACAAAAAAUUUCAGAAUUUUGAUUGAGGCAGAUUUAAUAAAGUUUAUUGAUUUGUAUAUA